AUGGCACUGUUACAAGCAAUCAGAGCGCAACACCAAGAAGCCCUCGAUAAACACUUCAACGAAGCCAUUGCAACUCGAAAUUACACAAAAAUCGUCGAGCUCUUGAUGGAUCAAGAUCCGGUGAUUCCACCAAUGGCAGUCAACCUGCAGAGAUUUUUGUACUUGGCACUUUCGGUAGAGAACUUCCCCGUUGUUCAGGAAAUCAUCGAUUCCUUUGUUGGAAAGAGACUCCAUGGAACAGUCGAUUACGAAGAUGAAAAUAACGCUGGUUGGGGUCCACUACAUCUGGUAGUAGAGGACAAUAACUACGACGGAGCUACAUUUCUUCUGGAGAACGGAGCCGACCCAGAUGUGGAAACUGAAGACGGAACUCAGCCGAUAAAUAUAUCGGUUGACAACAAGAAUGUUGAGAUGACCAAGUUGCUGAUGAGCUAUGGUGCUGAUAGUUGUGGCAACAAGGAAGCUUUCAAAAAAGCAGUCUAA
Cotesia glomerata is the source of this 483-nucleotide messenger RNA. RefSeq names its product B-cell lymphoma 3 protein homolog. Gene Ontology annotation, molecular function: protein binding. Lineage: Eukaryota; Metazoa; Arthropoda; Insecta; Hymenoptera; Braconidae. The transcript has a single exon. The coding region runs from base 1 to 483 and encodes 160 amino acids. The record is from RefSeq and is a predicted model, not a curated record.